AUGGUUACUCACCCUCGUCGUCUCAAGAUUGCCCUGAUCGGCCUCGGCCGGCUAGGUGCCAUCCGGGCUCGCAUCCUCGCCUUCCAGCAGCCUCGCAUCGAGCUCGUCGCCGCCUGCGACACCAAGCCCGGUAGUGGUGAAUGGGCCGCGGCCAACCUUCCACCUUCUGUGAAGUUCUUCGCGGAUCCUGAGGAUUGCAUGAACAACAGCGGUGCAGAGGCUGUCCUCAUUUCCACCGCGACGGCUACUCACGCUCCCCUCAUCUGCCGGGCUCUUGACCUAGGUCUCCAUGUUAUGAGCGAGAAGCCGAUCUCGGUGGACAUCAUCACGACUGAACAGGUCCGCGCCAAGGCAGCGGCCAAUCCUCACUUGAAGUUCCUGGUUCCUUUCUGUAGACGAUACGAUGACUCGUACCGUGCAGCUAAGCUGCUGGUCGAGAACGGUGCACUGGGCGAGAUUCACGCUGUCGAGACCACCUGCCUUGACCAACAGGACCCUUCUGGCUUCUUCGUCACCUUUUCUGCGCAGUCCGGAGGCAUCUUUGUUGACAUGGGUGUUCACGAUAUUGACAUCGGCCGCUACUUCCUGGAUGUCAAGUCGGGCUUCACCAACCCCAGGAAGCAGGUCAACAGAGUCAUUGCCAUGGGUCAGCAGGCUGUCUACAACGACCUUGCCAAGUACGGCGACCUGCGACAACGGAUGGGGUCUGGUUGA
Cladophialophora psammophila CBS 110553 is the source of this 714-nucleotide messenger RNA. Its product is annotated as oxidoreductase. The transcript has 5 exons. Gene Ontology annotation, cellular component: cytoplasm. NCBI's taxonomy places the organism in Eukaryota, Fungi, Ascomycota, Eurotiomycetes, Chaetothyriales, Herpotrichiellaceae. Gene Ontology annotation, molecular function: oxidoreductase activity; nucleotide binding. Gene Ontology annotation, biological process: NADPH regeneration. The record is from RefSeq and is a predicted model, not a curated record. The coding region runs from base 1 to 714 and encodes 237 amino acids.